Messenger RNA from Triticum turgidum subsp. durum (durum wheat), 729 nucleotides. The record is from the annotation of a GenBank genome assembly. NCBI's taxonomy places the organism in Eukaryota, Viridiplantae, Streptophyta, Magnoliopsida, Poales, Poaceae.
AUGACGGAGGACGCCGAGGGAUGUGUUGCUGUGGCGGUGGCCGAGGCGGCGGGCAUCAUCUGCUCGCUCCGCGCGGCCGACCUCGCCGGGUGGACGCCGCCCUGGAAGGCCAGCGGGCCGCCGUCGUCCGAAGCCGCGGCGAAGGAGGAGACGGCCUGGCCGGCGGUUGCGCGGGGGAAGCGGACGCGGUCGUCGCGCUCUGGCUCCGCGGCCAACAAGAACAAGGGGCGAUGGGCCCGCGGCAGCCCCGCGUCUCCGCUCGACUACAGCGGCGGCUCCGGCUCCGGCGCGUCCACCAGCGGCGGCGAGGACGGCGCCUUCUGCUCGCCGCCGGCGACGGUCGCCCUCGCCCGCGGGCACGCCGUGGUCACACCCACCGCCGCCCCAGCUUCUUCCUCCCUGGCCAAGGUUGGCUCUGCGGGAGGAGCACGGCGCCCAUUGAUCCUGCCGGUGCCGCCGCUGCCCCGCAUCGCCGGCCAGAGGUCGGGGAAGAAGAUGGAACAGGAGAUGGAGUCGCUGCAGAGGGCCUGCAUGGCGCUGUCAAAGGAGAACGGCAGGCUAGAGACAAGGCUUGAGCAUUCGUCCUCGGGCAAGCGGAAGAGGAUCGGCUCCCAACAGGAGGAGCGGCGACAAAUGAAGCCGCAGCAAGCCGGUGGCGGCUUCGCGCUCCCGGACCUCAACUUUCCGGCGCAGGAUGUCGUCGCCGACGCACCGGCGGCGGCUCCGUGA